Zygosaccharomyces rouxii is the source of this 1728-nucleotide messenger RNA. RefSeq names its product ribosomal RNA-processing protein RRP9 (gene RRP9). Lineage: Eukaryota; Fungi; Ascomycota; Saccharomycetes; Saccharomycetales; Saccharomycetaceae. The record is from RefSeq and is a predicted model, not a curated record. Gene Ontology annotation, cellular component: small-subunit processome. Bases 1 to 1728 code for a protein of 575 amino acids. The transcript has a single exon. Gene Ontology annotation, molecular function: snoRNA binding; protein binding.
AUGUCAGCAGGUGAGCAUAGCAGAAAGAGAACUAGAACCGAGAGUGAAACACCAACGAGAGAUGUCGAUGAAGAGAUUACAGAUCCAUCAUCCGAAGAGGAAGAUGGAGAACAUCAAGGUGCCGGAGAUGGUGAAAGUGAUGAGGAUCUAGUAGAUUCAGAGGAAGAAUUCAAAGGAGAAAAUCCAGCAGACAAAAGAAGGCGAUUAGCUAAAGAGUAUUUGAAAAAUUUGAAAGAGGAAGCACAUGAUGUAAUAGCUGAUGGUGAGGGUUUACAAGGUGAAAACAAGGAUGUGGAAAGCGUUACUGUCGAUGAUUACAACAAUUUUGAUGCUGCUGAGUUAGAUAGGGACAUUCUAGCAUCGAGAUUGAAACAGGAUGUGGCGGAACAGCACGGACGUGUUUUCAGAUUUUUUGCUCAUAAAUUACUCCUCAGUGAAGCCAAGACUACUUUUACCAGGGUCGGUGAGAAUAAUUUAACUUGUAUCAGUUGUUUUCAACCAGCUUUCAACAAAUUCCAAAUUGAUGAUGAAAGGUUGAGUAGUAGGAAUAAAGGAAAGAUAUUUGCAUACACAGCUAGUAAAGACUUACAAAUUACCAAAUAUGAUAUUACAGAUUUUGAUAGAAGACCUCAAAAAUUAGCAUUUACUAAAGGUGGUCCUCGUUUUUUUCCUCAAGGGAAAUACGAAAUCGAAAAUACUACUGAAGGCCAUUACGAUGAGAUACUGACUCUGGCUGCAUCACCUGAUGGGAAAUACGUGGUUAGCGGUGGUAAAGAUAGAAAACUAAUAGUUUGGAGUGCUGAAUCACUAGCACCAGUUAAGGUGAUCCCAACAAAGGACCGUCGGGGUGAAGUCUUGGGAUUAACAUUCAGGAAAAACACAGAUCAAUUAUAUGCAUCGUGUGCCGAUUAUAAAAUUCGUACCUAUUCUAUUAACCAAGCUUCUCAAUUGGAAACUCUUUAUGGUCAUCAUGAUAUAGUAGUUGAUAUAUCGGCAUUGAGUAUGGAAAGAUGUGUCACCGUGGGCUCUCGUGAUAAGACUGCAAUGCUAUGGAAAAUUCCUGAUGAAACCAGGUUGACAUUUAGAGGUGGUGAAGAAAUUGACAAAUUGGAAAAGAGAUGGUUAAGGCAACAUGCCACUGAAAAAGAAAACGGCGAACUGGAAUAUCCAGAUGCAUCUGAGAUGCCAGUUUUUUAUGGGGAAGGUAGCAUUGAUGUGGUAACCAUGGUUGAUGAUUCUCAUUUCAUAACGGGUUCGGACAACGGUAAUUUGUGUCUAUGGUCACUGGCGAAGAAGAAGCCCGUAUUCGUAGAAAGAACAGCUCAUGGUGUCAUACCCCCUCCAGGCUCAGAGCAAAUUUCAGGUGAAUCUAAUGAGCAGAUUAGACAAAGACAGUUACAAGAUAAAAGAAUCUCACGCCCAUAUUGGAUUACCGCAGUCCACGCUAUCCCUUAUUCGAACGUAUUCUUCUCAGGUUCAUGGAAUGGUAGUAUAAAGGUAUGGAAAAUUUUAGAUAAUUUGAGAGGUUUUGAACUGUUGGGAGAAUUACCUAACUGUAAUGGUGUGGUGAACAAAAUUCAAGUCGUUGAGGCUGGUAAACAUGGUAAGGAGGUAUUCCGUGUACUAGCCAGUGUAGGUAAGGAGCAUAAGUUUGGUAGAUGGAUUAACAAACUUCCAAAAGCCAGAAAUGGUAUCUAUUCAGCUGUCAUAACUCAAGGAAAUUUUUAA